GUGAAAGUAGACACAGUCAGAAGAAGGAGUCAGAACUUUGUGUUUGUUUGUUGUGAUGUUUAUUGUUGAUUUUCGUGUUUAUAUCUUUGCUACAGGUGUAAUUUGUUUCAUCUAAAAGUAAACAGCGAAACAUGUUAAGUUUAUAUCACGUUAUUUCUUUUUGUGUUAUGCUGUUGUCAAUAAUUUCGUCUGCACAUUCCGGGAACACAGACACAGAAGAAGACAUAGACUGGUCAAAAACGAAAAUAUGGGGACCAGGGUUAAGAGCAGACUUUUGUGUACCAGCAAGAUACUUCUUUAUCCAGCUUAUUAAGUUCAACGGAGACAAUUACACGCAGUCUGCAGGUGAGAGGCCUUUCGAGGUCGGGCUUUCCCAGGCGGGAGGACAGCGUGUGCGGGUGUAUAUGCGGGUCCUUGACAAGAAGGACGGCAUGUACCUCAUCACUUUUCGCAUCUACGAGACACUCAGAGAUCUGCAGAUCACCAUCACUAAGGAUGAUAAACAGCUAGGAGAUUCACCCUUCUCACUGACAGGCCCAGUCCUUCAAGAUCAAUGUUACUGUCCUCAACCCAGCCUACAGCAAUGGUAUGACACAAUGUCCUGCCCCCAGUCAUACACUCAGAUCGAGUCAGACCUGUCCAUUUUUCGUCAAGUUGACCUAGAAGAGACUGCUGCUGAAACGAUACAGCGGUUUAAUAUCUCCACGGCUCAUAGUCUCGCUAGGUACAGGGUCAUCGGAAAUAAGAUUUACAGGAAGACUUAUGGCCAGCAUGUGGGAUUCAAGAUGUUCAGCGAUGCUAUUCUUCUCUCUUUGACUAGGAAGGUUGUUUUACCAGACAUUGAGUUGUUUGUGAACCUUGGUGACUGGCCGCUGGAGAGGGGAUCAGUGAGCAAUAAUCCUGUGCCAAUAUUUUCCUGGUGCGGCUCUGACUCCAGCAGGGAUAUUGUCAUGCCAACAUAUGACCUCACAGAAUCAUCGCUUGAGAUGCUUGGCAGACAGAGCCUGGACAUAUUCCACGUUGCUGGGAAAAGCCCUGCCCCUUGGACUGAGAAAGAAGAAAAGGGGUUCUGGCGGGGUAGGGAUUCUCGACAGGAGCGGCUUGACCUUGUAGUCAUGUCCCGGGAAAACCCAGAUGACCUUGACGCAAAAAUGACCAGGAUGUUCUUUUUCAAACAUGACCAGGAAAAAUAUGGCGACCUUGUUCAGAAUAUACCAUUCUUUGAUUUCUUUAAGUACAAAUACCAGAUCAAUAUAGAUGGUACCGUUGCUGCGUACCGGUUCCCGUACCUGCUAGCUGGUGACGCAGUGGUUUUCAAGCAGGAGUCAGAGUACUAUGAGUUCUUCUACAAGGAGCUGGAGCCCUUUGUACACUACAUUCCCUUCAAACACGACCUCUCCGACCUCAGGGAGAAGAUACAGUGGGCCAAAGAGAAUGAUGAUAAGGUUCGUGAGAUCGGGAAGAAUGGGCAGAACUACGCCCUUCAGAGGUUGACACCAGGGGAGGUCUUCUGUUACCAUGUGAAAGUAUUUGAGGAGUAUUCUAAGAGACUGAAGUCUCCUCCCCCACAGCCAGAUGAGACGUGGGAGUUGGUGGAACAGCCAAAGUCCAUCGAUUGUCACUGUGAUAGGCUGGCACAUCCCGCUGAGUCUAAAAGUGCUAAAAAGUCAAAGAAAAUGAAAAAGGAUGAACUGUGAUACUAUGCACUGCAUGAUGUUACUUAUACAAUUGUGCCAUUGUUGGAAAAUUGUAAUUUCUCUAUGAACAUUUCUUUAAUAUUAUUGUUAUUACUUCAGCUGUCAAUUAGAACUAUGCAAGUGUGUAUUAUGUCUGAAAGUUACUGCAUGCAUUUUUUUAUUUUGUAUCAUAACGGCCUAUGUGUAUUAUGUCUGAAAGUUACCCAUGUCUGUAUACAGUCUUCAGUUUCUUCAGAAUACAAAACAAUCAUUUUAGAUAUUAAAGUAAUUACAAAUAGUAAACGUGUUAUACAGAGGCUUUUUAGUAAUGCAAUACAUUGUCUCUGUCACGUGCUCCUAGAAGGAAAUUUACAUACAAUUUACAGUUUUAAAACUGAACUCAGUCAUGGGCCCAGAAUACUUGUUCUUUUUUCUUUGUGUAACCACAUAAAUGAUUUAGCAUGAUGCGAAUGGGAGCCACACUCCGCCUGGUCAUGUGAAUGGUUAAAUGACCACCAGCGUCUGUUAAUUCUCACAAAUGUCUUUUAGCAUGGAUUCUUGGCGAUUGUUUAAAAACAACACCUCAUUGCAUGUCUACAGAAUCUCAACAAAGUUUACUAUAUAAACAAAUCUAUAACUUUUGGACUUAAAUAUGAAAAUCUGUAAUUUGAUUUUUUGUAAGCAGUCUUGUAUCACUGGUUUCCAUGCAUUUUCGCAUAAGUAGACUCAUUCCAAGACAAAAACAAGGUUGUCAAAACGUUCAAUUUGCGAGAGUGCAGCUUUAAAGGCAAUAAUUGUGUACUUGCAUGGUCAUAUUGUUCCCACUGCUUUACAUGUAUAUACAACAACUGCUGCAUUUACACUCAGGAAUAUGUAUACUUGUGUAAAAGGUUGUGGAUGCCAUAGACAAGUAUCAUACACUUCAAAUAUAAUACUUUACAUACUUUAUAUAUCAAGUGGAUAAUGAGAGGCCAUAUCAUUUCAUGAAAACAGUUAAAUAAAUGCUGGGUUUGCAUGCAGGUGACAAACUGAAUAUAUUUAUCUACCUGUAUUAUGAUGAAAAUGGACUCUGCUAUUCAAAGUCUACUACAGAAUUGCCUCAUAUUUUGUGCUUAAAUGAAGCGAAAAUAGACUGCUAUUCAAAGUCUACUACAGAAUUGCCUCAUAUUUUGUGCUUAAAUGAAGCGAAAAUAGACUGCUAUUCAAAGUCUACUACAGAAUUGCCUCAUAUUUUGUACUUAAAUGAAGCGAAAAUAGACUGCUAUUCAAAGUCUACUACAGAAUUGCCUCAUAUUUUGUGCUUACCCGGUAAAUGAAGCAAAAAUAGACUCUGCUAUUCAAAGUCUACUACAGAAUCGCCUCAUAUUUUGCGCUCAUAUCAAGCUUCGUUAACUGUAUAGCAUCAACUCAAUCAUAUACAUAUCAUAUACCAGCUAUAAGCAUUUUGUCUAUUCUUAAAUCUCUUACCUCUCUCUUACAAGUAUACAUGUUGUAUUACAACCAAACUAUUUUACCAUUUCUGUGUCCAGACAACAUCUGGGGCUAUUUGUAACCUUUAGUGAUACAUAUAGCUAUACUUUAAUGUAAUAUUAUUUGUUAGGCUACAAUACUGAAAUUGUUUUCCACUCCUGUAUAGAAAUCAAUAUACAUAUACCUAUGCUUUAUAUUUAUGCAAUGUAUACUGAAAUCCAAAUGCUGGUCUCCAUUAUCUAUGCAAGCUAAGAAGUUUGGACAUUAACCUUAUUUCAUGUUUCCUGCUUAACAAAAAUAUGCUAAGCGUUCUUGUAUCAAAAUUUCAUGUACAUGAACGAGAUAAAUUAGAUGUUUAAAAGUAU
Molecule: messenger RNA, 3511 nt
Organism: Mya arenaria
Lineage: Eukaryota; Metazoa; Mollusca; Bivalvia; Myida; Myidae
Product: protein O-glucosyltransferase 2-like
Exons: 9
Coding region: 132-1697 (521 amino acids)
Cellular component (GO): endomembrane system
Molecular function (GO): protein binding; glucosyltransferase activity
Source: RefSeq, a predicted model, not a curated record